This is a messenger RNA of Andrographis paniculata, 1419 nucleotides long. RefSeq names its product WRKY transcription factor 6-like. NCBI's taxonomy places the organism in Eukaryota, Viridiplantae, Streptophyta, Magnoliopsida, Lamiales, Acanthaceae. The record is from RefSeq and is a predicted model, not a curated record. Gene Ontology annotation, molecular function: DNA-binding transcription factor activity; sequence-specific DNA binding. The transcript is spliced from 5 exons. Gene Ontology annotation, biological process: regulation of DNA-templated transcription. Bases 62 to 1219 code for a protein of 385 amino acids.
ACACACACACAUAUAUAUAUAUAUAUAGUGAAUUUGGAGACUCUUUCGUGUGCAUAUUUCCAUGGAAUUAAUUACUGUGGACGAAAGAAAACCCCUCCAUGAAUUGGAUUUCUUUGCCAACGAUAAGCAGGAGACUCAGCCAUCCGAUCCAUCGAAAACUUCGAAUUUUGAUGCCUAUGUCAACACUGGUUUGAAUCUUGGAACUCCGGCGAACACAGUGAAAGAUCAUCACUCCAUCUCCACAAACAAAAGAGAACAUGUUGAGUUGCAAAUACUAAAGACUGAGCUGAAAAGAAUUAAUUCGGAGAACGAGCAAUUGAGGGUGAUGUUGAAUCAGACAAGUAGCAACUGCAACACCCUUCGGAUGCAUAUUCAGGCUCGAAUCGAGCAACAGCAGCAACAUACAAGCAAUCCUACUCGAGACCAAGACCGGCCAUAUUGUAAGGAUGAGGACAUCAUACAAAGUUGUGCAAACAAGGCUCCUAGGAUGUCUUGUAAUGAAAACAUUUCUGGCUGUACUACUCAGGGAACCAUCCGGAAGGCUCGUGUGUCGGUUAGGGCACGGUGUGAGGGUUCAAUGAUCAUGGAUGGAUGCCAAUGGCGCAAAUACGGGCAGAAAGUGUCGAAGGGAAACCCGUGCUCUCGCGCAUACUAUCGCUGCACAAUGGCCGUCGGUUGCCCCGUAAGAAAACAAGUACAAAGAAGUGCGGAGGACAAAAGCAUCCUCAUAACAACAUACGAAGGCGAUCAUAACCACCCGUUAUCUCCCCCGGCCAUGGCCAUGUCUAAAAUGACAUCGUCGGCUGCAAAAAUGAUUCUAUCGGGCUCAAUCCAGAGCAUGGAUGGACUAACCAAUGCUAAUUCAUUGGCAUUGGCGCUUUUUCCCGACUACUGCAACAUGGUCACCAUUUCAGCAUCCGCGCCUUCCCCUACAAUCUUACUCGACCUAACUAAAUACCAAAACCCCGUGCAACUUUCAUCGCCUUCUUACCUGUCUCCUACUACCUUUUCGAAUGCUCCACCACCCGGAGGAAACUUUCUUACGACAAUGGGUCGCCCACAAAUUUUGGGCCAAGAAUUGUCGGGUACAUUAUUUAAUUCUUCACCGGGGCUACAAAUGUCGAGUCAAGAAAUGAAUCAAGCCACCACCACGUCGCAAACAAUGUUGAAUGGUUCUAUACAUGCCUUGUGUAGCGACUUGAGCUCUCUGCAUCGGUGACUUCUCUAUUAGGGGAUCAUAUGUGAAUAGUGAUAAAAAUAAUCUCCCGGCCACGCAGGCAACACUAGAAUGAACGGAGAAGAAAGUGUGGUGACAACUUGUAAUAGAAAAGUCGGAAAAAUCAAUAAGUUUGAUUGCUUGAGAUUAGAGUAUCGACUCAAGUGAAAUCCUCGACCAUGUCGAAUUUGUCUUGAAGAACG